AUAAGGGUACGCUUCUGUGACUGAUUACUGAGUAUGAUAGUUGACUAAAUAAGAGCAGUCGAGGGCGUGAGUGUAAGGCACAGCGGCAUCCUUCCAUUGUGUGCGUGGUGAGUGGGAAGUGAGGGUGAUGGGGCCGCUACGCCUGCCGCCCCUACCCACCACAGGGGAGCUGCUCAGGCUGUACAAGCUGCGUGCACUCAAGCAACUCAGUCAGAACUUCCUGUUGGAUCCCAGGCUGUGCAGCAAACUGGUGCGAGCCGCUGGUCGUCUGCGUGGGGCGCAGGUGUGUGAGGUUGGCCCCGGGCCAGGCAAUUUGACCCGGGCCAUCCUACACCAGGGGGCCGCUAGGGUCACAGUGGUGGAGAAGGACGUCAGGUUUCUGCCCACACUGGAGGCGCUGCGGGACGUGUCUGGGGGCUGUCUGGAGGUGUGUAUAGGGGAUGUGCUGGCCUUCAACAUGGAGAAAAUCUUUGCCUCUCAGGACAGCCCUGCCAGCACCUGGGAAGACCCACCCCCCAGGGCACACAUCAUUGGUAACCUGCCAUUCAGCGUGGCCACGCCGCUCACCAUCAACUGGCUGGAGGACAUCAGCCUGCGCAGGAACGCAUGGGUGGAGGGCCGCACCCGCCUCACCCUCACCUACCAGCUGGAGGUGGCUCAGCGAAUGGCGGCACCACCUGGCCACUCCCAACGGUGCCGCCUGUCCCUCAUGUGCCAGAACUGGUGCCACGUGAGGCACUGCUUCACCAUCCCUGGCAGGGCCUUUGUGCCGCCGCCUGACGUGGAUGUGGGCGUGGUGCAGCUCACGCCCCGCGUGGUGCCACACGUCCCGCUGCCCUUCCCCCUUGUGGAGAAGGUUGCACGCUGCCUCUUCUCUUUCCGCCAGAAGUACUGCCGGCGGGGGCUGGGCACCCUAUUCCCCCAGGGGGUGAGGGACGCCCUGUUGGACAAGCUGCUCAAGGUGGCCGAUGUGGAGCCCACCCUGCGGCCAUUCCAGAUCACCAUGAAGGAGUUUUCCCGCUUGUGCCACACCUACCAGGCAAUUUUGGACCAGCAACCUCACCUGGCCAAAUACAACUACCGCGACCCGGACAGUGAUGACACAAUGGACAACUUAGACAGCAAUAUUCUCAUCUCGUCGGCCUCAGCCUGACCUUUGUUAGCGGGACACAUUGGAUGUGAUGGCAACUACUGGCAGUGUUAUGCCUGCUAGUUCUUAUGUCAGGUGUACUAUAUUGAAUUAUAAAAAACUGGUAAUUAUUAAGAAGAAUCACAUAGCUCUAUUUCUAAUUUUUCAGCUUCUACCCACUACAGUGUUGGGGACUUGCUAGGAAAGUGAGGUUUUCAAGUGGGAAAGAUAAAAUAGGGCUAAAUGCUGCCUCUUGCCAUCAAAAAUGAAAAACAUACAGUAUAUUGUGCGCAAGUCAGUGUUGCCAAUGAUACAUGCGAUAAAUCUCCAGGAAUAUGUAGGUAUGUGUAUUGCCUAACUCUUCCGGAGAGCAACGCUGCCAACAAUACCUAUGAGAAAUCUCCAGAAAUCUGUAGUUGACUUCAGUUGAGUGGAGAAGAAUUAUGUAAUAUUGGUGGUGAUAUUCCUUACUGUCAUUGUGUCUGCUAUGUACAGUGUUGUAUGUGAUGUAUUGCUGUGUCAACAUGUAGGAGCUAAUAAAAAUAGGAAAUGAGCUGCAUAACUCUUGUUAAUAAUUACCAAAAAGUGAUCUAGAAUCUAAAAUGGACAAUUCUUUGAGAAAUUAUAACAAUUCUUGCUUUUGAGCCUAACACAGUGUACACUACUGUGGAGAAAAUUUUCAUGUACAUAUAUUGCAAUGAACUAUCACUUCUGA
Molecule: messenger RNA, 1844 nt
Organism: Scylla paramamosain (green mud crab)
Lineage: Eukaryota; Metazoa; Arthropoda; Malacostraca; Decapoda; Portunidae
Gene: mtTFB1
Product: dimethyladenosine transferase 1, mitochondrial-like
Exons: 1
Coding region: 128-1153 (341 amino acids)
Biological process (GO): transcription initiation at mitochondrial promoter; rRNA methylation
Cellular component (GO): mitochondrial matrix
Molecular function (GO): mitochondrial transcription factor activity; rRNA (adenine-N6,N6-)-dimethyltransferase activity
Source: RefSeq, a predicted model, not a curated record